Molecule: messenger RNA, 344 nt
Organism: Cucurbita pepo subsp. pepo (vegetable marrow)
Lineage: Eukaryota; Viridiplantae; Streptophyta; Magnoliopsida; Cucurbitales; Cucurbitaceae
Source: RefSeq, a predicted model, not a curated record
ACUAACCUUUUAUUUUUUUUUGAAUUUUCAGCAUCUUGGAAUAUGAAUUUGAACAAUGUUAGGGUUCCCAAUGUACCUGGUGGUGGUGCAGCUUCUGCUUUGGUGAAGAUUGGAAUUAUUGGUGGGCUUGGGUUAUAUGCAGCUGCCAACAGUCUCUACAAUGUUGAGGGAGGGCAUCGGGCUAUUGUGUUUAAUCGUGUAGUUGGAGUGAAAGAUAAGGUUUAUCCCGAAGGAACGCAUCUGAUGAUUCCUUGGUUUGAGAGGCCAAUCAUAUACGAUGUCCGUGCUCGACCCCAUUUAGUGGAGAGUACUUCUGGAAGCCGAGACCUGCAGAUGGUGUGAUA